This is a messenger RNA of Rhea pennata, 1298 nucleotides long. It is a transcript of the gene MARVELD3, whose product is annotated as MARVEL domain containing 3. The record is from RefSeq and is a predicted model, not a curated record. Gene Ontology annotation, cellular component: membrane. The transcript is spliced from 3 exons. NCBI's taxonomy places the organism in Eukaryota, Metazoa, Chordata, Aves, Rheiformes, Rheidae. The coding region runs from base 1 to 834 and encodes 277 amino acids.
AUGGCAGCUGCCCCCCUUGAUGGCCUUGAAGCUGUGGGACAAAGACCAGCCAAUCGGGGUGAUAUGGAAAGAGGCAUGGUGGAGCGAGGGGUCACCACCAGCUCACGCGCCGCGCGGCCGAGGCCCGCGCCCGCAGCCCGGCCGGAGGAGCCCGCCGGGAGCCGCGCCGCGCCGCCGGGGCUGCUGGAGUGCCGUCGGUGCCGGUACCUGUGCACGGGCAGGGCGUGCUGCCGCGCGGUGCAGGCGAUGCUCGCUCUGCUCGUCCUCGUCUGCGGCUCCGUGUCGCACGGCUCCGCGGGCGGCUACACCGGCAUCCCCGGCCUGGGGGGCAUCUACUACUACCAGUACGGCGGGGCCUACAGCGGCUUCGGCGGCGCGGACGGCGAGCGGGCCCAGCGCCUGGACGAGCAGUUCCGGCUGCGGAAGCUGCCGGCCGCCAGGGCCGCCAUGGCCGCGGGCGGCGCGCUGCUGCUCUCCGCCUGCCUGCUCCUCGGGGCUGCCCUCGGGCGGCUGCCGCGGCGGCUCCCGGCCUGGCUGCUGCUCGAGGGCGCCCUCGACACGCUGGUUGCAAUUGGCUUGCUGCCUGCUUUGUACUACUUCUUCCACGAGCUGCUGGAAGCUUAUAACUCCUCCCUGUGCAGAGAGAGAGAGCACCUUUACCAAAGCAAAGGCUAUCAAGGCUUUAGGUGCAGCCUGCACGGGGCAGAGAUAGCCGCCGGCCUCUCAGGCUGCAUUGCUGUUGUGGCGUACCUGCUCAGCGCUGGCCUUGCCCUCAAGGAGUACACGACAGUUCGCAGGUUGAAACAGAAGCCAGCACAGAUGUAUGAGCAUUAGAAGGGAGCUCUGUCACCUCUGCUUUCGUAAUGACCCUUGUGCCAGCCUCCGUGCUGAGAUGAAGCUGCUGAUUUUUUCUUGCCCAUGGGCAGCACGCACUCCAACACAGAAUAGCUUCAGCUAAAGUAGAGCCACACUGUUCUUAACUUGAAUUUGCAUUGUUAAAUUAUUAGUGAACACAUAAUUAGUCCCGUAGAUUGUCUUCAUCUGGUGGCUGUUUCUUAGCAGGAAUGACUCCAGCAAGUUGCCUGCCUUGCAAGUUGCACGGGAGUCCAUCCCCUCUAUGUGGGAUAUUUUGCUCUUCUCUAAGAUCUUGCUAUAUGUUGCUGGCAGGACACCCUCGAUAUAGGAAUUAAUUGAUUCAGCUAAUGAAUAGAUAUGACAAAUCAGAUAAAUGUAAGAUGGAUCAAAUGUGCAUCUCUUUUCUCAUCAUUGCAUAUUUGAAUGAAGUUUCUUAUGAUGAA